This is a messenger RNA of Sitodiplosis mosellana (orange wheat blossom midge), 3884 nucleotides long. Its product is annotated as zinc finger protein 62 homolog. The record is from RefSeq and is a predicted model, not a curated record. Gene Ontology annotation, molecular function: DNA-binding transcription factor activity, RNA polymerase II-specific; RNA polymerase II transcription regulatory region sequence-specific DNA binding. The transcript has 3 exons. NCBI's taxonomy places the organism in Eukaryota, Metazoa, Arthropoda, Insecta, Diptera, Cecidomyiidae. Gene Ontology annotation, biological process: regulation of transcription by RNA polymerase II. The coding region runs from base 1912 to 3786 and encodes 624 amino acids. Gene Ontology annotation, cellular component: nucleus.
ACUCCAAAACAAAGUUUGACGUCUUGAACGUGAACAAGCACAAUGAGUUUGACACUGGGAGAAUGAACACCGAAUCGCUGAAAAAGUUGGGAAUUUAUUCGAAAUCGUUAUUCUUUGCAAAUAAAAAUGAGCGAAACCAAAACAGUUCACGAAUGUUUGUUCUGUCCACAAACAUUUGGCAGUGCCGGCGAAAAGGAUGACCACAUUCUGGAGCAUUUUGCUCAAGAAACGUGUACGGACUGCGACCAAAGCCUGAUUCGAAUCGGAAGCAAUUUAUACACACUACACAACGCAGUAACAUGCAUCAAGAGAAAAUCGAAACUGGACGUCAGUAUUCAGAACGAUAUCCAUAGGAGAUCUAUCAACCAAAACCAUAAUGAACGGGAUUGUAAUGCAACAUUCGAUUCAUCCAACAUCAUUUUUGAUCAGCAACUAAAUAUCAAACUCGAGCCCAGUAUGGAACAGAAUGAACAACUCAUGAGUGUUGAACCGAUGAAUUUUGCGGAAACAAGUUCUAUUGAAAACUACCAAGGAAUUAACAACCCGAAUAGUAAUGAAAAUAUUUUUGCUAUUGAUGUUACACCAUCGAAUACAGUAUCUGUUAGGGAAAUCGAAAUUAAAAUGGAGCCAGAAGUACAAUUUGACCAGUUAAUAUCGACAGGGGAUGUGAACAAUACUACAGAAUCGAAUGAUAUGGACUUUGGCUCAAGUCAAGUGUUUCAAAGUCAAUCUAGUGCAACUCGAACUCGAACACAAAAAAAAUUCAAAUGUGAUUUUUGCUCCAAUGUGUUUCUGUCGAAGAAAUCAUUAAGUCAUCAUCAGUCGCUUUGCUGUAAACGUGAUAAAAAGUCAUUGAAAGAGACUCCAGGCAAUGAUGUUGCUAGUAUUGAAAGUGAUCAAAUUGAUGACGGAAAUAGGGAGAAUAGCAAAAAAGAUGGGUUUUGUAAUAUUUGCAAUAAAUUUUUUUACAAUAAAAGUGGCGCGAAUAAGCAUAAGUUUGAGGUUCAUAAAAUUGGAGGACAUCCUUGUAUCAACUGCAAACAAGUAUUUUUUUCGACCAGAGCACUACAAAUUCAUGAUUGUGAGAUGGCAAAGAAAACGUACGAGUGUUACAUCUGUCAUAAGGGGAGUAAAGCAAUAAAGAGUCUACGAUUUCAUAUUCUCACUCUUCACAUUUCAUCAAAAAGAAAGUUCAAUUGUGCCAUAUGCGGAAUCGGUUUUCAUUAUUUAAAUUCAUAUGAAGAUCAUAAGAACCGGCAACACUUGAACGUGGGUGAUUGCAAUUUUGUUUGCAGCACAUGUGGACGAACAUUAAAAUCAAAGAUUAGCUUAAUACAACAUGAAAAUAUUCAUUCGGGAGCAAAACCAUUUCAAUGCACUUAUCAAGGAUGUAACGAAACUUUUAGAAGUUAUGCGACCAGAUAUAUACACAUAAGAAGAUUUCAUCAAGGGCACAAAAAGUAUCGGUGUCGAAUCGACGGUUGCAACGAGCAAUUCGGUGGACAAAGCGGUUUCAAAAAGCACAAACUCAAUGCGCAUGGCAUUCCAAUAACCAAAUAACUAUCCAAAUUAGUAGAUUUAUCCUACAAAUUAAGACCGAAGUUCAUUAAAUUUAUUCGUUCAAUGUAUUAUUUUACUGAGGAAAAUAAACAUGGCUAAAAUAUUGAAAAGCAAAUCGUACUUUAUAUGGAUUUUCAAAUAUUAUUUACGAUUUUGUUGUUGAUGGUUUAUGCGACUGGUGUCAAGAAUUCGAACUUAUUCCAUUUUUAUAACAUUUCAAACAUAACUUUGUAUCCAAGUUUGACAUUUUGCAUGUAAACAAUCACCAUAAAUCUGACACCUAGAGAAUAUACACCGAAUUGAUGAAAAAUUACAGAAUUUAUUUCAAUACGUUGAUUUUCUUAAAUAAAAAUGAGCGGAACAGUAGCAGUCCAUCAGUGUUUGUUCUGUCCACAAACAUUUGGCAGUGCCAUCGAAAAGGAUGACCACAUUCUGGAGCAUUUUGCUCAAGAAACGUGUACCGAUUGCGACCAAAGCCUGAUUCGAAUCGGAAGCAAUUUAUACACACUACACAACGCAGUGACAUGCAUCAAGAGAGAAUCGAAAUUGGACGUCAGUAUUCAGCACGAUAGCCAUAAGAGAUCUAUCAACCAAAACUAUGAUGAUGGGGAUUAUAAUGAAAUUGUCGCACCAUCGAAUACAGAUUAUGGACAGCAACUAAACAUCAAACUUGAGCCCGAAACAGAACAUAAUGAACAGCUCAUAAGUGUUGAUCCGAUGAAUUUCGCGGAUGUAAGUUAUAAUGAAAACUACCAAGGAUCCAAUAAUCAGUAUAGAGAUGAAGAUAAUUCAGGUGUUGGUGUUACACCAUCAAAUACAGUCCCUGUUCAGCAUGAAGAGAUCAAAAUGGAGCCGGGAGCACAAGACGAACAGUUUAUCUCUGUGUAUGUGAACGAUUUCACUGUAACAAGUGGUAUGGAUAGUGGCCCAGGUCAAGUGUUUCACAGUCAACCUCUUUCAACGGCAAUAGAAAGAAUAUCUGAAGCAAACAGCAAGAGUAACAAUGAUUACAAGUGUGACAUUUGCGGAAAAAUCUUCCAACGAUCCUCUCAACUGGGACAGCACAAAAAGUAUACUCAUCGCGCGUUCGGAACAGUGUUCGGCCGAUUCGAAUGUGUCAUAUGUAUGAUAGUUUUUCAAAGAAAAGAUUAUCUUCGAAAGCAUAUACGCUUGAAGCACGACCCCAAUUGUCUAAAAUUUAAAUGUGUCCUUUGUUAUAGGACAUUUCUGUCGCAAAAAUCAUUGGAUAAUCAUCUCCCGAAGUGUGAACAAACAAAGAAAACCGAAUUAUCUCAACGGUCAAAGAAAAGGGCAGAUCAGCGUACAGAUUGUGACCGAAUGUAUUGUGAAAUCUGUAAGAGGGUAUUUAACAGCAAGAUAACUCUACGCCAACAUAUGCGUCUUAAACACGACCCUUGCACGAAAUUUAAAUGUGUGUUUUGCUGGACUGUAUUUCUAUCGAAGAAAUCAUUAGAUAAUCAUCAUCUGUUUCGCUGUAAACGCUAUAAGAAGUCGUUGAUAGAGAGUCCAGGCAAUGAUAUUGCUAGUACCGAAAAAACUCCAAUCGAUGACGGGAACAUGAAGAGUAAUGAGAAAGAUAAAUAUUGUGAAAUUUGCGAUAAAACAUUCUGCAACAAAAGUACCGCUGAAAGACAUACAUUUUUGGUGCAUAAAAUUGGUGGACAUCACUGCAUCGAUUGCAAACAAGUGUUUCAUACUGCAAUAGGUCUUCUAAACCAUGGUCCAAAGUGUGAAAAAUUAUUGCAGCAAACGUUUGAAUGCCAUAUCUGUCACAAAAUCAGUAAAUCAAAAAGGAAUCUUCGCUUUCAUCUUCAAUCAAUCCAUGUGAAACGCAGAAAAAUCAAAUGUGAAAAAUGCGAUCGACAUUUUUCAUGUAAAUCGGCAUACGAAAGCCAUAAGAAUCGAAUCCACUUGAAAAUGAAUAUUCAUAAUUUUGUGUGUAGCACUUGUGGACGAGCGUUUACAACCAAGACUAGAUUAGUGCAACAUGAGUACAUUCACACGGGAGAACGACCUCUGAAAUGCACUCACGUUGGGUGUGAGCAAACUUUUAGAACUUCCUCGGCCAAAUAUGCACAUCUGAGAAUCCAUCGUGGACAAAAGAAGUUCAAGUGUCGAAUCGAUGGAUGCGAUCAAAAAUUCGGUGGAGUGAUUGGGUACAAAAAGCAUAAGCUCAAUGUACAUGGCAUACCAAUGACUAAAUAAUCAUCUAAGUUUGUAGAUAUAAAUUAAGACCUAAAUUCAUUGCAAAUGUCAAAUGUGUUAUUAUUCAGGCAAAUAAACUAGAUUAAAAUAAUGGAAAA